Messenger RNA from Caenorhabditis sp. 36 PRJEB53466, 776 nucleotides. Lineage: Eukaryota; Metazoa; Nematoda; Chromadorea; Rhabditida; Rhabditidae. The record is from the annotation of a GenBank genome assembly.
AUGUUGACAACUCUCAUUCCUGUUUCAAUUGUUUUCUUCUUGGUCUGCAAUGCAGCUAUUCGCACUCCAAAUCAGACGGUCCAUUCGGUGGUGACGGGUUCGAAAGUGCCGAUUCGUCCGAAAGGCUUCGCUCCCGGCCACGAUCCGAAGCAACUGGCGAUUCAGAGAUUCAAACUGUUGGUGUCUGACUUCCUGACGGAUGCCCAGCUUUCAAAGGUCGUUGCGAAUGUAUUCUAUUCUCAAACCUCUUAUAUUCAUUUCAGAGUAUUGACGUGGCAACAGUUGGAAUGCACAAAGGAAAAUCACUGGAGGAUAUAAUGGAUGGUAUGAAACCCAACAUGAUUUCAAGCAACUCAAGAGUAAAUUAUUCAGGUGUUAAUGUGCGUCUUCGCAGAAUGCUCUCCACAAAUCAGUUAAGUGAGCUGACGAACGCGCAAAAAGGAUUGGUGGCUGAUUUGGACGAAAACACGGCUAGAUUGGUGAAGUCGAGGAUCAGAAGGAUGAUAGUUUACUCUUUCGAUCCGGCCGCAGAACAAAUCCACACUUUCGCCACGAAGCCGUCGAUGGCAUUCGCUUUGAUUGCUGAAACGCUGAACGAACGAUUCGUCGGUUCGGUGAAAGGACUGAUCCGGGACGUGCUGACUGCCCAGGAAUACGACGCCUUCCGGAAGAAUUAUCAUGGCAUCUUCAAGUUGGACGACGCGAAGACAUUGAAGAGUUCGGAGAAGCAUGGAGAAUCUGGAGAAGAGAAGCCAAAAGAGAAGAAACUCGGAUAA